This is a messenger RNA of Rosa rugosa (rugosa rose), 683 nucleotides long. RefSeq lists its product as uncharacterized. The record is from RefSeq and is a predicted model, not a curated record. Bases 24 to 380 code for a protein of 118 amino acids. NCBI's taxonomy places the organism in Eukaryota, Viridiplantae, Streptophyta, Magnoliopsida, Rosales, Rosaceae. The transcript is spliced from 2 exons.
GGGCUUGAAUUUGGCGGGAAACCAUGGCAAAGCUAAAUGUGUCCGCCGCGUCAGACCUGCAGCUCAGCAAACGACGUCGUAUUGGUGUUGAAGAAGAAGAAGAAGAAUUAGACCCUUUAUAUAUAAACCCUCAUCUUCACUGUUUAGGAUUAUCAGAAACAAUGAAAGCUUCGGAGUCCGGGGUUUCAACGGCGCCCAGCAACAAAGAGAAGAAGCCCAUCAAGCCUCAAUUCGUUCCGGCCAAAGAUGACAGCAAACCUGUGCUUCAAGACCCAAUUUUGAGGUCGGACCCGAUUGAGACAGAGGAAGCUGUGCUGAGAUUGCCUCCGUUUUCUCUGUGCCCAGAUCAUCAAGGAAGGGUUAACACCAAAAUGGGGUGAAAUUGCUAUUUACUUUUACUGGACUCUUGUUUUUACUGGUUGAAUGUUCAAUAUAGUUCAAGAGUUUCAAUUUCUACUGCAACCUAAUUUGUAUUUGGGGUUUGUUUAGAAGGCAUUGAACUAGUAUAUGUGUGUGUAAGUUGAUGAAAGCUGCAAUGGAGGCAUGAGUUUCUAUUAGAAUCUUGUGUAAACACAUUUUUUGCUACAAACCAUAUAACUAUUUGUGACUGGAGGCUGGUGCAUCCAAAUGAACAAUACUAGAUUGCUUUCGAUGCAGUUCUGAAGUAAUUUGAUUUUCCACAA